UGGCUGGCUGGAACACCACCCCCUUCCUUCUCCUUCUGAGGACAUCCCAUUCCAGGACCCAUCAUACGUCCCCCAGCAUGGAGCCCACCAAAGUCCAGUCAGAGGGUGGUCUCAAUGUCACCCUCACCAUCCGCCUCCUCAUGCAUGGAAAAGAGGUGGGAAGUAUAAUAGGAAAGAAAGGAGAGACAGUGAAAAAGAUGCGAGAGGAGAGUGGCGCACGGAUCAAUAUUUCUGAGGGCAACUGUCCAGAGAGGAUUGUCACCAUCACUGGACCCACAGACACCAUCUUCAAGGCUUUUGCUAUGAUUGCCUACAAAUUUGAGGAGGACAUAAUCAAUUCCAUGAGCAACAGCCCAGCAACCAGCAAGCCCCCCGUCACCUUAAGGCUUGUUGUGCCAGCCAGCCAGUGUGGCUCCCUCAUAGGAAAAGGAGGCUCUAAAAUAAAAGAAAUGAGAGAGUCCACAGGGGCCCAGGUUCAGGUGGCAGGGGACAUGCUGCCCAACUCCACAGAACGUGCAGUGACAAUCUCCGGGACCCCAGAAGCCAUCAUCCAGUGUGUCAAACAAAUCUGUGUGGUUAUGCUGGAGUCCCCACCAAAAGGUGCCACCAUCCCGUAUCGCCCAAAGCCGGCCUCCACCCCAGUGAUUUUUUCUGGUGGUCAGGCCUACACAAUUCAGGGACAGUACGCCAUACCACACCCAGAUCAGUUGACCAAGCUCCACCAGUUGGCUAUGCAGCAAACCCCCUUUACCCCUCUUGGACAGACCACCCCUGCUUUCCCUGGUUUGGAUGCCAGUCCACCGGCCAGCACCCAUGAACUCACCAUUCCUAAUGAUCUAAUAGGCUGCAUUAUUGGACGCCAGGGAACCAAAAUAAAUGAGAUUCGACAGAUGUCUGGGGCGCAGAUCAAAAUUGCAAACGCCAUGGAGGGCUCGUCUGAGCGCCAGAUCACCAUCACGGGGACCCCUGCUAACAUCAGCCUGGCUCAGUAUCUCAUCAAUGCAAGGCUGACGUCUGAAGUCACUGGAAUGGGCACACUCUAAUUUCUACCCACCCCCCCACCCCCCAGUGCAUCACAUGACCCCUGAGCUUAUGGCACUGUGCCUGGUUUCUUUACUUCUCCCCGUAUUUGACGGUCCCGAUAUUUAAGUGACUUUAAAAUCGGAUCAUUUCCAGUAUUUAACUGUAAAGACGUGUAUCUGCACUGUUACACCUGCUGUAUCUGAAACACUGUUGUCUCUGUUUCUGAAAGGUCACUUUGAUUUUUUUUGAUUCACAACGCACCGCUUUGUUUCACCUCAUGUUUUAACAUCACAUCACGUUUUUUCUCUGCCCUGUAGGCACCUGAGAGUAUAUGCAAAUAUUGGUAUAACAUUUGAAACCAAGGUUUUCCCUCCUACAUCACAUUCUGACACGUUUUUUAGACCAUUACAGAGAACAUUAUUCAACACAAAUGGUCAACGAGCCACUAUUAACCAGAUAUUUUGUAUAUUUUAUUUGGCACUGAGUGAUGAAGUGGGUGUUUUACUGUGUGCCUGUAGACAUUUGCCUGUUUGACUCAGUGCUGUAUGUGCACCGUAGAUUGAUCUGCAUGAUGUAUUUCACCUUCAUUUUAGAAUUAAAUGUGUAGAAACGGAGAGUGAGGGGUGAAAGGUUUAUGGAACAAGCCAUGAACAGUCUGUAUAUGACCUGGACUGGUCACUCUGUCUUCAGUUUGAUAUUACCAUACCUCCUGGGUGCAGGCCAGUAAACAUCCACUCUAAUGCACAAUGUCUUUCCGAGUUUCAUGUGAAACCUGACAAAGAUUAGAUGAAAAAAGCGAAAAUGAGGAAACGAAUGCAGCGAAGAUUGAAAUUCAAUUGCAUGUUAGUGAUUUGCUGCAUUUUUAUUCACCUGUAUUCCAGAAACAUGCACUCGUUCGUUUCUUAUUUGUCUCAUAGCAACUAUCAGAUGCACGGGCCAUUUGGCAUAAUCUGGGAAUCAUCCAUAGCAUAUAUUUGCACUCACAUUUAGUGAGUCAGGUUCCCAGUGUGCGUCUAGAGGGCGGACAAGCUCCUGGGUAAAACUCUCAUUAGUCAAUCACAUCUAUUUUUCAGCUACUUCCUCAAAUUGGCUCAUUACAUUUUGGAAGUCAACAAAUGACUGCAGGUACUGAAGAUGUUGUGUGUCUCUGUUUGGCAUGUAUAAAACAUAUCUGCACUCAUUUAACUUGAAUCAACUAUUGGCUUUGCAGGUAUUCUCUACAUAUAUAGUUCUAUAUAUAUUUUCAUUUCAGCGCGUGAGCUGCUCCUCUAGAGAGUCGAGGUCUCACUUAUUUUAUUAUCAAAUAUGUCUCAAACGUAAGCAUCUCUAUCCUGUCAUGGUCAGAUGCAAACUCAAGAUCCAGUCGAUCAAUCUAAAGCUGAAUGUAUUUUAAAAUGAAUUUUAUCCACCAAUAUUUACACACUGGAUUAAAAACACUUUAAUCAGGUUAUAUCGAUUAUAAUACUGGUGAUUAUUUUAUCAAAAUGUUCUGGAUGUCAUGAGGUUGGGCAGCUUACUCAAACUGGGCUCUGUUAUAGCCAACUUAUUUAAUAUUGUAUUAAUAUUUUCAGUACACUAGAUACAUACCGUGUUAUGUAACCUGAUUAUUUUUGGGUAUGUUCAAUAUAAAGCAGAAACUAACAGCAAGAGAUUCUUGUAUUUUCAGCAACAUGCAUUAGCUGUUAUUUCACAAAGCAGGCUAUAAGAUCAAAUAGAAAUACAGUAUAUCUUCACGAACACUUCACAGUAAAACAUGACACCCCCAACAAGUUGUGUGACACGGCUGGGAUUUACUGAAUGCAGGUAACAGAUAUUUGUACUCCACAUUACCUUAACACACUUGUGCAUUUUACUCCCACAGCCGGGCUAGUCAUAACUCCAGUUCUAAUUAUAGAAACAACAUCUGGGCGUCACGUUUGUGUCAUUGUGGUUUACGCUCAGACACUUGGCUUGUGAUUAGGUUUGAUUACACAUAAUGACUCUGUAAUGAGUCGCUGUUAAAACAAGGCUGCUUUACAGUGAAACACUUACACAUUGCUCCACGUAUACAUUUACAUUACACACGUACAAGUAGAUAAAUGAGCCACAUCUGGCUGCAUCCAGAUGUGCUUCAGUUGAACAAACUGAGGAAUGGCUGAUUGGGGGUUCAAAGAUUUUUAAUAAUAGGAAAAACUUCUGAUCAUUACAGUAGUUUGAUGUCUCCUGUAAAGCUGCAGGUUUAAGGCGUCGGCCAGUUAAGGGAUGGCGCAUUUGCAAACAUCUCAGUUGCCUUUUUUUUAUUUGUCAUACUUCCAUCCUUCACAUUCAUCAUCAUUCAUUUCAUCAACCUCUCCAGCACGUCUUGUGUUGCUUCUGUAAUUUUCAGUGGUACAUUAACAUUUUUUGUUUCUGUAUUUUAGAGCAGCAAGUAUUUAAAGUUAGCACCGAGGUGAUAUAAAUAAUGCUGUUUGAAGAAAUGUGUCAGAUCAUGUUUGUGCUUGAUCAUUUGCUUCAUGGAGAUCUGUAUUGGAUUUAUUAUUUAUUGAGGUUGACUCUAAAAUGUUUUGUAAAAAGAAGAGAAUAAAGUUUGUGUUUUUUUUCCCUUGACUUGGACAUCUUUGUCAUCCUCUUGAAGUUUUGUCGUCUUGUUUAUUGUGCUCGAGAGAGACGCGUCUUCAUUAUUACAGAAACUACAAUAUCAUGAAAAUGUAUUUGGCUAAAGUUAUUCAUCA
This is a messenger RNA of Paralichthys olivaceus (Japanese flounder), 3734 nucleotides long. The record is from RefSeq and is a predicted model, not a curated record. Lineage: Eukaryota; Metazoa; Chordata; Actinopteri; Pleuronectiformes; Paralichthyidae.